AUGGGCUGGCCGAACAAGCGAUUAAGGACCUCCUACGCAAACAGCGCCGCGGCAGCAGAGCCCUCGCGCCGCAGCUGGGUGGCUAUCCCGAGCUUGCGCCACGCGGAAGCCGCGAGCAGAGGGCAACGCGCUGCGCCUGAGAUUGAUGACUGCGCGACUGCACAUCCGGGGAAGGGAGGCGCGGACGCGCCGCAACUUCCUUCCGCCUCUUGCCACAUCGAUCGUCUUCCUAACGAGCUCGUCGCGACUAUCUUGCGCGACGUCUUCAAGAAGGCGCAAUCGCUCUCCGACAUCGCCAGCCUGUUGCUAACAUGCCGGCGCUUUUACGACAUCUGUCGGCCCGCGUCGCACUGGUCGCUGCUGGCGUCCGCAUCCGUCGAAUCGCUGCUGCCGACGGACGCGGCGCAGUGGACUCCCGCAGUCCAGCGAUUCCUGUUGAGCGCCGCGACAGAGGGCAACAUCGAGGCAAUUUAUAUCGCGGGCAUGGUGCGUGCGUGA
Closterium sp. Naga37s-1 is the source of this 498-nucleotide messenger RNA. The record is from the annotation of a GenBank genome assembly. Lineage: Eukaryota; Viridiplantae; Streptophyta; Zygnematophyceae; Desmidiales; Closteriaceae.